AUGGUGAACACACCUCUUGAGCCAGGCGUGGGCUAUGGCAUAGUCCUCGGCCUCGGCUUUGCCUUUGCUCUAGGAAUGAUCCUCGUGACAUUCAUCCUCAGACGCUAUAACUCGGAGCUGGUGACUUCUGAAAUGUUCAACACGGCCGGACGCACCGUGAAGAGUGGUCUGGUGGGGUCUGCCGUCGUCUCGUCUUGGACGUGGGCGGCUACACUGCUGCAGAGUACCGGUGUCUGCUACCGAUAUGGUGUCUCUGGCCCCUUCUGGUAUGCCUCCGGGGCUACCGUCCAGAUUCUGCUUUUCGCAACUCUCGCUAUCGAAUUGAAACGUCGCGCGCCGAAUGCGCACACAUAUCUCGAAGUCGUUAGGGCAAGGUACGGAACGGCCGUGCACGCCGUUUUCAUGACCUUCGCCCUGGUUACCAACAUCUUGGUGAGCUUGAUGCUGAUUGUUGGGGGCUCUGCUACCGUCAGUGCCUUGACGGGAAUGCCCACCGUAGCGGCGAUUUACCUUCUUCCGGUAGGCGUGGUGGCUUAUACGCUCGUGGGUGGACUGAAGGCCACCAUCCUGACAGACUGGAUCCACACCUUCAUCCUGCUGAUCAUUAUCAUCAUUUUCUCGCUCACGGCGUAUGCGUCUUCUGACAUUCUCGGCUCGCCUUCGGCGGUCUACGACCUUCUCGUCAAAGCUGCCCUGGACCACCCCGUAGAAGGAAACGCCGAGGGAAGCUACCUCACCAUGCGAUCUCAGGAGGGCGUGAUCUUCUUCGUCAUCAACAUUGUUGGCAACUUUGGCACGGUGUUUCUUGACAACGGUUACUACAACAAGGCCAUUGCAGCAUCUCCAGUACACGCCCUCCCUGGUUACAUUAUCGGUGGCCUCAGUUGGUUUGCGAUCCCGUGGCUAACGGCAACCACCAUGGGUCUGACGGCUCUGUCAUUGGAGAACACACCAGCCUUCCCGACUUACCCUGACCGUAUGUCGGAGGCAGACGUCUCAGCCGGUCUGGUUCUUCCGUAUGCUGCCGUUGCGUUGCUGGGCCGUGGCGGCGCAAUCUGCACUCUCUUGAUUGUGUUCAUGGCUGUUACUUCAGCCACCUCGUCCGAGUUGAUUGCGGUGUCGUCUAUCUGCACCUAUGAUCUGUACCGAACAUACUUCAAUCCGGAGGCCAGCGGAAAGCGUCUGAUCUGGAUGUCCCACUUCAUUGUCUGCAUCUAUGCUCUUUUCAUCUCGACUUUCUCGGUGGGACUAUACUACGCCGGUAUCUCGAUGGGUUAUCUGUAUUUGAUGAUGGGCGUCAUCAUCGGGUCGGCUGUGUUGCCUGCUACCUUGACGCUUGUCUGGAGCGGGCAGAACAAGUGGGCAGCAGGCUUGUCUCCGAUUCUUGGUCUCGCUUUUGCUUUGAUUGCAUGGCUUGUCACCGCCCGGAAAGAGUGCCAUGCGCUCGAUGUUACGUGCACAGGGUCGAAUAACCCCAUGCUCGCUGGUAAUGUCGUCGCGCUACUCGCACCUGUGGUUCUCAUCCCUAUUCUUAGUUACGGCCUUGGCUUGCAGCAUUAUGACUGGAAGUCCAUGCUGGAGAUCCGUAGAGGCGAUGAUCACGAUCUCGCUGCCACCGCGGGAGUCGAUCUCGAGAACACUGUCGGUGGGCACGAGGAGACGGGUGCCGAGUUCGAGGCCGAGCAGAGCAAGCUGCUGCGCGCGAGCCGUAUCUCGAAGUGGACGACGGUCAUCAUGACGCUCGCUUUCCUCGUGCUCUGGCCGUUCCCGAUGUACGGCAGCAGCUACAUCUUCUCGAAGCCCUUCUUUACGGGCUGGGUCACCGUUGGCAUUAUCUGGAUCUUCUGUUCCCUAGGUGCCGUCGGUCUCUUCCCCGUCUUCGAGGGUCGCCACACGCUGGUCCGUACCUCCAAGGCGAUAUUCAUGGACAUCACUGGAAAGAAGGCAGUGCAGACGAUCCGGGCCGAGCACACGGCCGAGCUUGAGCAGGAGGCCAGGCUGGAGAAGGAGAAGGCUGCGAAAGGAACAGACACACCGCCGAGCAAGGAGGUCCCGCAUGAGCCUGUAGUGACUCAGUGA
Neoarthrinium moseri is the source of this 2079-nucleotide messenger RNA. RefSeq lists its product as uncharacterized. Gene Ontology annotation, cellular component: plasma membrane. NCBI's taxonomy places the organism in Eukaryota, Fungi, Ascomycota, Sordariomycetes, Amphisphaeriales, Apiosporaceae. The coding region runs from base 1 to 2079 and encodes 692 amino acids. Gene Ontology annotation, molecular function: urea transmembrane transporter activity; spermidine transmembrane transporter activity; putrescine transmembrane transporter activity. The transcript has 4 exons. The record is from RefSeq and is a predicted model, not a curated record. Gene Ontology annotation, biological process: urea transmembrane transport; spermidine transport; putrescine transport.